Molecule: messenger RNA, 3425 nt
Organism: Protopterus annectens (West African lungfish)
Lineage: Eukaryota; Metazoa; Chordata; Ceratodontiformes; Protopteridae
Product: heat shock factor protein 5-like
Exons: 6
Coding region: 570-2360 (596 amino acids)
Biological process (GO): regulation of DNA-templated transcription
Molecular function (GO): sequence-specific DNA binding; DNA-binding transcription factor activity
Source: RefSeq, a predicted model, not a curated record
GCACGAGGCUUCAGUUUUGUUUAACCAACCAUUAACAAACUUUAGAAUUUAAAAACACAUAACAGUUCGGGAAUAUCUAGACAGUGUAACGGUACUACGCCAUCCAAAGAGAUUGCCGAGGCGGUUCAGAGUAGGCCGUCGUGGUGAUAACUAGGGAGCAAUUUUGUGAUGGAGGGAGCUGGACACGGAGCUCAAAUCACCAGGAUCCCAAAUUGCUUAUAAUUUGCAAAAAGGAAGGGGCUGCCUUUCAGCAAACAUUUUGGCCACUUUAAGUAAAAAAUAUUUUUAGAGUUUAUCAACUAGGUUGCUUUUCUUUUGCCAGUUUUAAAAUAGGACGUUUGAUUAAGUUGGUAAUCGCUGCCCUCAUUAACUUAUUUGCAGCUUGUCUAAUUUUUUUUCCUUAAUCUAUUUCAUAACUGUGUCAGUGCAGGGGAUUCAAUACUAGCUAUAUCAUCAGUUUUUUUCAGUGUUAGCACUUUCUGACGCCAUUGCAGUUUGCCAACUUUAUUUCUUGGAAGGUGCGGAGGGAGAUCAAGAAGUGCAGUGGUCUGAAAUACACUGCUUAACAUAUGGAAUUUGAAAGUAGAUUGUUGGCUACAGCCAUCAACCCUAGUAGCUUCCCUGCCAAACUUUGGAGGCUUGUUACCAACCCACAGUAUCAAUCAAUUCAGUGGGAUAUUAAUGGUUUAGGAAUAGUUAUAGACCAAAAGCUCUUUCAGUCGGAACUCCUUUGUCGAUCCAGAUACUCUGAGCCCACAGAGCAGUUCAAGACCAGCAAUUUCACAAGUUUUGUAAGACAGUUAAAUUUGUAUGGUUUUAACAAAGUAGCACAGGGCUGUGAGAAUGGUCAUGUGAAUUUGUGUAGAGGAGGACCAUCAGGUGCCAAGAACUGUGUUUGCCAUCAUUUUCAUAACAUGUACUUCAAGAAGGGUCACCCAGAGCUACUUAUCAAUUUGAAAAGACUGACUAAAGCUAACAGAGAGAAGUUAGCUCAGGGGAGAGAAGUCAACUAUAGGCGCACAAACCGUUUUCAGAAACUACUCAGUACCUCACUGGAAGAUGCUGGGAAAAAUGAAAAGCCAGCUAAGCGAGAUCAUCACCUUUAUCAUUCCCAGAGGCAGGGCUCUGCAGGACCUGUAAACAAUGGCCAAAUCUACAGCUUUUCUCCUUAUAUUUACCUGUCAGCACCUCAUGGCAGUUUCCAAAUUAAAGACUUGGAUCAAACACCAGUACCAUCUCAUCCCUGGCAGAACUCUGCUGGGCUGAUGACAGGCCAGAUGGAAUCAUACUCACUUUCUGGGGAAGGCCUUUCUUUCCCUAACACUCAGCAUUUUCCAAAUGAUGUGCCCUACACUCUGCAGUCCAAUUCUACUUCAGUCCAAGUCCAAAAAGGAUACCAGGGAAUAACUGCAUCUGAUCAGAAAUUCAACAGUUGUGUGUCUUCACUACCAGAUUACUGUCAUACCUACUAUCCUCCAGUUUUUCAAUGCUGUCCCCUUUCAACAGAUAUGGAUUCUGUUAAAAGCCACGCCACUUCAAGCUCUGGAUCCUACACUUCCUGUAGCUGUUAUCAGAAUGAGGCAUCACAGUCUUCCCUCUCAGUGGAACUACUGCUGCCAAACUGGCAGUGUAGCCCCACCAGUGAGAACAGAGACAUAGAUAUAAACUUGGAGACUGUUCUUCAGACUGCUGAUAAGUCAAGAUCAUCCCCAGAAUUGGAAAUGGUGGAUGGGAAUGCAAAUAGGAACGGGAUUCCCACAUCGCCAUUUGAUGUAUCCCAACUGCCUAGUAGCCCUGCACAUCAUGGCAUUUCAGCUUCAAAUACAGUGGGCGGGCAGCUCAAGUCCUUAAACCCAGUGGUCACUGAAUCCACCUCCUUUGUUUCAGACUUUAAUCAGCAAGAGGGCUGCUGCUUUUCACAGAAUAUCAGUUACGAAUAUGCUGUUCCAGCUAGCCAGAAAAUGGAGAAUACUACUGUUACAUUUAGCACGUAUUCAGCUACAGAACACACCACUGCACAGUUGCAGAAUAAGCAGCUAAGCAGAAACAUCUCUGGCACACCAGAAGCCAUUCUAGACCAGCUGCUUUUCAAGUCAGAAAAGCUGAAAUCUGGCAGUUCAGACCAGGUCACAACCCUUCAACUUGUUCAAGUCAAUGAGCAGAUGGCAAAUCUCUCUUCAGAGGGAGAGGUACAUGAGACAGCUUUUAGAAGUGGAGCCUCUGAAAACAAAGCUUUUUUAACUCCAGAAAAAUACACAGAAGAGAGAGACAUAACACAAGCAGAAUCACCAGAUCUUCACUUGCUGGUGAAUAUUGCCUGCAAUCAACAGCAUGUCUUUGAAAAGGAGGAGUGUCUGUAGAUAACUGUAGAUAGCUGCUCAUCUUUAUAAUUGAAAAAUAUAGCACUACAUGUCAGCAGUUAGGGAUAGUUCCUAUAUGUUGUCUUUGCAUCUGCUGUAGUUAUUCACCAAAACUUGAAAAAUGUGUGUGAAGCUGUUGUAGACAGCAAACUAAUUUAAGCCUUUUGAGUAACAUGUAUUUUUAACAGCUGCUGGUAUCUGUACUUCCAGUUUUCUUUUGAAGGAGUUUCUUGAUAAUUCAUGAUGUACAGUUACUUCAGCUAUCAAGAAAAUCCCACUUUAGUAACAAGAAAUACUAAACUGGCAGUAGAAGAGUCACAGUGCCACAACAUCAGGAAGAUGACAAAGCUGUUUCCAAGGAUAUGACUGUCAUAUUCAAAAAUAACUCCUUUCCAUGUUUUCAUAGUUGUUUGCAUCACUGUUGCUGUUUUGUCAGCAGCUUGGGCUGUUUCUGUUCUACAUUGAUAGUUUAACUUCAUCAUUCAAAACCAGUAGCAUGAUGUGCAGUUUGAUAUGCCUGCACUGGCCCAGAGUUUUGAGAGUCCAAGCAACCACUGACACCUUCUCCUUUAUUUGGAACUAGGCCAUUAGGCACUUUUUCCUUAAUGUAUAAUUGUUUGCAGCAUUCUUUACAGACAGUUGUUUCUUCCCUUGACAAGAAUCAACCCCCUCUUUUUAAUUCUUGUUUUUGUUGUAGAGUUGUGUUCUGUUUACCACUGUAUAUGCUACAUAUCUUGAAUUUAUAAAUAUGCACAAAAUUUGAUCGAACUAAAUGUACAACAAAGCCAUUUCUUCAACAUUUGUAUUUAAAAAUGUGCCAAGAUUUUAGCAGGUUCAGUUAUGGAAAACAGGAUUUAUGUACCAUAGUGUUGACGUCUUCCAGGAUAGUGUUACUUAAACUGAUUUCUUAUUUAUUUCAGUACCAGUACAUUACGAAUGCCAUUGGAAUCUGCAUAUUUUUUUCUGUUUCAGUCAUUUCAGUGUUAAACUUUUUCCACUACUGCACUGAGGGCAUAUUCCAUAGAAUGUUAACUCUUAAAAUAAUAAAGCUGGAAAUGAUUUAAA